CAUUCACUAGGCAAGCGGUGAAACAAUCAAACGUGUCUUGACGAAUGCGAACGCCUGUUCACGCCGCGCCUGCAACCCCAGCUCCUCCUGGCCUACCCCAUGUUCCUCCUUGACUUCACUGGGCGGCUCGAAGAAAUGCAACCAAGCAAUGCUCACGACUGGCACUCCGCUCCGUAAUUGGGCUCUCUUCCUGCUGCUAUGCAGCGCACCCGCGUCCACCCUCGCUGAGGCAGCGAAUGAGGCGCCUACCGUUGAAUCGAGCGCUACUGCACACUCAGGUGCCACGACGCAGCAUACCUCUACCCCCGCGCCUUCGCCCACAUCCUCGUCGUCGCCUUCACCGUCGUCCGUUCGGAGAUACACCAAGAGUCAAAGCACGUGUCCGUACCGCACCAUAAACUACAUCACGCAUACACUCCCGCAGCAAUGCGCAAAGACGAGCUGGUCAGCGCCCCCCGAGGCAGGCGCGACUAAUGGCACGGGCGCCGAGGAAGGAGCUCUAGCUGGUCUACAGACUCCAAUACCUGGUUUAGAUGGAGGACUAGAGGGCAUUGCGGGAGGAGACAAAAGCACAACCCCAGCAGUAGCGCCCCAGGCUGAUCCGACUGGCGCAAGCUCAACUGCAUCUAGCAGCGACACAGCAGGCACAGAGCCGGAGCUUGACUUGGAGGCGGACUCGCCAUUCGACAACGCCAAUUUCCUCUCCUUUGACGAGUGGAAGAAGAGGAACCUGGCCAAGGUCGGUCAGUCACCGGAAAAUGUUGGACAAGGACGGGCAGCAGGCACAGACCAAGCCGCACGGCGACGACCCGUCAACGUCAACGCCCUGGACUCACUCGGCGACGAGGGUGAGAUCUCUAUCGACUUUAGUGGCUUUGGCUCCCCGGACGAUGAGAACGUAGCGAACAACUUCCAGCAUGGCAAACAAAGCGCGGAUGCUUCAAAAGCUGCUGGCGGAGAGGGCAAGGUUGCACCAAGCUCAUGGGCUCUCAGCAAAGACGCAGGCAAGACGUGCAAGGAGCGCUUCAACUACGCCUCAUUCGACUGUGCUGCUACCGUGUUGAAGACGAACAAGCAGGCGAAGAGCUCGUCUUCCAUCUUGGUAGAAAACAAGGACAGCUACAUGCUGAACAUAUGUUCCGCAGACAACAAGUUCCUCAUAGUAGAGCUCUGUGACGACAUUCUCGUGGACACCAUCGUUCUCGCUAACUACGAGUUCUUCUCCUCCAUGUUCCGUCAUUUCAGGGUGAGCGUGUCAGAUCGCUAUCCCGUGAAGAUGGAAAAGUGGCGCACGCUGGGCACGUUCGAGGCACGGAAUUCGAGAGACAUUCAGCCUUUUCUCAUUACUGAGCCGCAGAUCUGGGCAAGAUAUCUGCGUGUGGAGUUUUUGACUCAGUUUGGCAACGAGUACUAUUGUCCGCUUAGCGUUUUGCGUGUCCAUGGUACGACGAUGAUGGAGCAGUUCAGGCAAGAGGAGGAGGAAGCGAGGGGUAUCGAAGAUGAUGAGAAUCUGGAGGCUGAGGGUGUUGAGGUUAAGAAGGCGGCUGAGGAUAGUGGGCCCCUGCCGCCAGAGGAGAUACCGAUCGAAGCGGUAAAGGAUCUCAGCACAAGUUCAGAUGCCUCAGCGGCUAACGAAGUUGCUCAACGAGAUGUCUCGCCGGAGGUCAAGACUGAGUCGCCUCGUAACGAUGUGCCAUAUGGAAGGCCUCCGUCGCCUACAGACAUGGCAGAGCCAGUGGUGGAUAAGCCCCAGCAUCAGCCUGUAUCAAACUUGACGUCUAUCUCAUCUUCGUCGGUGAUAGGCGAUCAACAAAUCACGAACGAGAACAGUACAGCCAGCGGGGAGACAAAAUCGUCCGCCGCCCCUUCGCCAAGCCCGACAGAUGCCACUCCGCAAGUUCAGAGUCCUACAUCUGACGCCUCUGCGAUCAACUCUUCGAGUUCCAUGUCUCGAGUCGACAGUGCUACAACACAGACUACCAACGCUACAGGCUCCUCUUCGAGCGUUCCAUCAGCCAAAGCAUCAAACAACAGCACCGUCGCAAGUCCACCAUCGCAAGGACGAGGGUCGUCUACACAGCCAAACGCGCCUGCACCCUCAACGCAAGAAUCAUUCUUCAAGUCGAUACACAAGCGCCUCCAGUACCUCGAAGCUAACAGCACGCUUUCACUACAAUAUAUCGAAGAACAGUCCCGCGCUCUCCGAGAUGCGUUUGUGAAAGUGGAAAAGAGGCAACUGGCAAAGACAGAGAAGUUCUUGGACCAUCUUAACAGUACCGUCAUGCUGGAGCUGAAGAGCUUCCGCAACAUGUACGAUCAGCUAUGGCAGAGCACAGUCAUCGAGAUAGAGAGCAUGAAAGAGCGCCAGCAGUCCGAAAUCGGCGAGAUAGGCACUCGUCUAAGUCUAAUGGCGGAUGAACUCGUCUGGCAGAAGAGAAUGGCCGUUGUGCAAUCCACCCUUCUACUUCUCUGCCUGGGUCUGGUUCUCUUCGUCAGAUCAGGUACUCUAGGAUCCACGGCCGAUGUACCAAUCGUGCAACAGCUAGGCAGCAAGUACACCAGUUUCUUCGAAUCUUCGCCUCCGCGUAGUCCACCAGAUACCUCAGGCAUGGCGCGACAACGCCGUACUUUCCGCAACAUGUGGAAGAGCGAUGCGUCUGCCCACCUCAGCGACCACCACAACGACAGCGAUGGUGGUGGUCAACACAAUCUGUCUGAUGCCGAAACUGAUGGUCUGAGAAGUCCGGUGCAGAUAGAGUAUAGUCCGCCUACACCUACAACGCCUACCAUACAUUCCGCCAUACAUAGAAACGGCGACCAUCGAGACGAAGACAUAUCAGGUCCACCUAUGCGCGUAAACGGCCUUCACAACAACCACGACAACCCAGAACACGAUGAUAGAAAAGAAAAUAUUCCUCCAACACCUUCGUCGGCAGUAUCGAACGCAGAAGACCAAGCCGCCCGAAUCCAAGUCCUAGAAACACAGUCCGGACCUGCGACGCCAAACGGAACGAGGGAUAGUAGACCGAGUUGGGAGGAAGUGGAUCGCGCUAUGGAUUUGUUGAAGGCGGAGGAGGCGGGGCAGCAUGGCAGUGCACAAGGGCGGGGGAAGGUGGAAGAGUUGGUGUCGCGGGGUUCGCUGGAUUCGCCGCGCUCAUCAGGUUCGAUAGACAGUCCAGGGUCGCCGGGUUCGCUGCGUUCGCCUGGAAGUCCGGGGAAGAAGAGGAAGAAAAAGGGUGGGGGCAAUGGGAACGCGCAUGGUGGUGGAGGUGGGCUUGGGAAUGGGGGUGCAAGCGGUGGACAGGGGAAGAAGAAGAGGAGUCCGCUGAGGAGGAGUCAUAGUAACUUUGACGGGGGCGGGGGGAGUGGGGAGUGACGCAUCUUUCACGUGAAGGGUGCGCGAUGGUCUUUGGGUUUCAACAAGAGCGAAUGGGCGUUGCAUCUUCGGCGUAUUGGGACAACGGGUCUUGAUUACGACGCUUCACUUUGAAGCAGAGGUUCAGGUGGCGUAUAUAGUCGUUAUUGAAUAUGCAUAGCACUGCAUACCAUCGCACACUUA
Alternaria rosae is the source of this 3559-nucleotide messenger RNA. RefSeq names its product UNC-like C-terminal-domain-containing protein. Gene Ontology annotation, biological process: protein folding in endoplasmic reticulum. The transcript has a single exon. Gene Ontology annotation, cellular component: cytoplasm; membrane. The record is from RefSeq and is a predicted model, not a curated record. Lineage: Eukaryota; Fungi; Ascomycota; Dothideomycetes; Pleosporales; Pleosporaceae. The coding region runs from base 149 to 3376 and encodes 1075 amino acids.